GGAUAUUGCCCGAGAGAAUGUGUAGGGGUGCUUUGUUCCCAGUUAGGGUUUUGUUUUGCGUUCUCCAGCAGUGUCUACGUGAGGUGAGAGUGGUGGUAGAGAGGAGCUUGUCUUCAGAUUUGAUUUGCGUCGUGGAAGAGUGUUUUGACAGAUAAUUCUCCCCAGGGUGUCCAAGGAUUCAUUGCUGCAAAUAAUGUUCUGAAGUAGCGAGGAGCAAAGGAAAAAUAAUUCAAUCCCAGCUCUCUUUUCACUGAAUGUUGGCGCUUGAGGAUUGUCGCAAUGGCUGAGUGGCCUCUUCCAGCAGGGAAUCCUGAGGCAAACUCUUUUAGGCGUGCGUCUCACCACUCCACCAUUCCCAGCAACGGCUGAGGCCCGUCCGCCCCAAUGGAGGUGAGCGGCACCUUCCCAGAGGGAAUCAAAAUCUGCACCGCUGUUAGACUAUGACAUCGUAUCGACCAGUUCAUGAGAGCGGUGACAUUGGGGGCCCUGGCCUGAAAGGUGGCGAUUAUUACUCUCCUGGAUUCUGGGCCCAGAAUGGCUGCUCCAUGCAUGCAGACGGCUCUGCUUCCUCGCGUCCCAACGCGACGACCCCGGCCAUGCCAAAAAUGGGGGUGCGGGCCAGGAUUGCCGACUGGCCUCCCAAGAGAGAGGGGAUGAAGGACCCCAGCACUUCUAGAGACCUAGAGACCCCCACCUCUGUGCCGCGGGGUUUCCAGAAUGGACAGUUUUCAAGCGGGGUGACAUUCUCUUCAGGGGUCAGAGGCUUCCAGCGCCUGGUCCGGAGGAGGUCCAAGGACACUGAGUUUCAGGAUGGCUGGCCACGGUCUCCUGGGAGGGGUUUCCUGCCCUUGCGGAACCGGAGCAGUAGCGAGAUCACGCUCAGCGAGUGUGACAUGGAAGAGGCUUUUGAGCCUCGAGGGGUCAGGCUCUCCAGUGGCUUACCCCUUUUCCGGGAGUAUGGGAGUACCUCUUCCAUCGAUGUGCAAGGCAUCUCAGAGCAGAGCUUUUAUGAAAUGCUGAAUGAGUUCCGCAGCGGGACAUCUGUCGACCAGCAGCAGCCGCCGCAGCCACCAGACUCCUUCAGAACUUCCCGAAGCGCCAAAGCCGAAGCCAGGAACGAUCAGGAUGAGUACCCGCUUCAUCACAAGGAAAAAUCCCGCAAGAAAGGUUCCAAAGGAGAGGCGGGGAGUGGCGAUUCCAUAUUUAGGAAGUUGCGGAACGUCCGCGGGGAUGGUGAAUCAAGCAAGGCUUUAGUGGAUGCUGAGGAAGGGGGCCGACCCUGGCUGUGCCAAAAGAGUUUCGCACACUAUGAUGUCCAGAGCAUGCUCUUUGACCUCAACGAAGUGGUGGGCCGGCGAGCCUACGUGGCACAGCGGAGGAACACUACCACUGGCGCAUCGGCCGCAUCGGCCGGGUCCACAACAGCCUCCCGAUCCUGUGGGUUAACAGGGUUGGAGCCCGCACCUUCCUUCAUCAGCACCGAGGACCUGAACUACAAGGAGAACUUGGACCACGACCCUGGGGACAACAACAGCAACGACCUUCUGCUGAGCUGCCCUCAUUUCCGCAAUGAAAUUGGUGGCGAGCAGGAACGCAAUGUCAGUUUCUCUCAGGCCUCGGCUGGUUCUCCAAGUGGGGGAGGCUGUGGAGAGGGCAGCUUUGCUGAAGUCUCCCCAGCCACCUACUGCACAAACGCCAGCCUUUCUGUGCUGGAAGUCCCAAAGGAGCUCCAACGCAACAUCAGCAGGCUGAAGCACUACAGCAUUGAGCAUGUGGACUUGGGAGCCCGCUACUACCAGGACUACUUCUGCGGAAAAGAGCAUUCCAACUACUUUGGGGUAGAUGAGAAGCUGGGUCCUGUGGCUGUGAGCAUCAGGCGCGAGAAGCUAGAAGACCACCGGGAGCAUGGGCCUCAGUACCAGUAUAGGAUUAUAUUCCGCACCAGUGAGCUGAUAACCCUCCGCGGGUCCAUCCUUGAGGAUGCCACUCCCACGGCCACCAAACAUGGCACCAUCCGUGGGCUCCCUCUCAAGGACGCCCUGGAGUACGUGGUUCCUGAAUUGAACAUCCAUUGUCUGCGUCUGGCCCUGAAUGUACCCAAAGUGACCGAACAGCUACGCAAGCUUGAUGAGCAGGGGCUCUGCCGGAAGCACAAGGUGGGCAUCCUCUAUUGCAAAGCUAACCAGAGCUCGGAGGAAGAGAUGUACAACAACGAGGAGGCCGGGCCUGCUUUCGAGGAGUUCCUGGCGCUGCUGGGGGAGAAGGUCUGCCUGCGGGGAUUCUCCAAGUAUGCAGCCCAGUUGGAUACCAAAACUGACUCCACGGGAACUCAUUCCCUCUACACCGCUUACCAAGGCUACGAGGUCAUGUUCCACGUCUCCACAAUGCUUCCUUACACCCCCAACAAUAGGCAACAGUUGCUCAGGAAGAGGCACAUUGGGAAUGAUAUCGUCACCAUCAUCUUCCAGGAGCCCGGGGCUCAGCCUUUCACCCCUCAGAACAUCCGUUCCCAUUUCCAGCACGUCUUCGUUAUUGUCCGGGUCCAGAACCCUUGCACAGAGAAUGUUUGCUACAGUGUGGCAGUGACCCGCUCCAAAGAUGUCCCACCUUUUGGGCCAGCAAUCCCCAAUAGAGCUGUUUUCCGCAAAUCUGACGUCUUCCGGGAUUUCUUACUGGCCAAGGUGAUCAAUGCCGAGAACGCAGCCUAUAAGUCCGAUAAGUUCCACACCAUGGCCACUCGCACACGGCAGGAGUACUUAAAAGACCUGGCUGAGAACUCUGUGACCAGCACCCCCAUCGACUCCACCGGGAAAUUCAACCUGAUCUCAUUGACCUCCAAGAAGAAGGAGAAGACAAAAGCCCGGAUUGGGGCUGAGCAGUAUAGCACGGGAGCUAUCGCUUGGAGGGUUCUGGCCCAGGACUACAGCCAGGGCAUGGAAAUUGAAGCUGUCUUGGGCAUCUCCAACGAGUUCAUUGUGCUCUUGGACCUGAGUGCCGAAGAAGUGGUAUUCAACUGUUUUUGUGCGGAUGUCAUUGGCUGGACCCCAGAUAAUUACAGCAUCAAGAUUUUUUAUGGGCGAGGGGACCAUAUCUUUAUCCGAGCCAUUGAUGGCAAUUCUGAGGACAUCAAGGAGAUUGUGCAGCGGCUGAAGGUCAUGACUUCUGGCUGUGAGACCAUUGAAAUGACCCUCAGGAGGAACGGAUUGGGGCAGCUAGGCUUCCAUGUGAAGUUUGAUGGAACAGUGGCAGAAGUGGAAGACUACGGCUUUGCCUGGCAAGCGGGGCUGCGGCAGGGCAGCCGGCUUGUGGAGAUCUGCAAGGUGGCCGUGGUCACACUCAGCCAUGACCAGAUGAUCGAUUGGCUGCGCACUUCGGUGACAGUGAAGGUAGUCAUCAUUCCUCCUCAUGAUGAUGGCACUCCUCGCAGGGGCUGGGCUGAGUCCUUUAAAAUGAGUACCAUGGAGCCCAAGAUGGAGCCCGAGAGCUUGCCAGUUGGCUACCGACCUCCAUACCGCAGCAACUCCGCCUGGCAGUGGAGUGGGUCCGCCACUCAUGGUUCCUCUCAGUCUUCAAAGUGGGCAGAGCAGCCAGUAUCGGGCCAAUCUCAGUCUCUCACCAGGACCCCGAAACAGAGCACCAUGGCUCCUUACCGAGAGUCACAGCCCUCGCAUGGAAAAAGGCCAGUGAGCUUCCCAGAAACCCCCCAUGCUGCGUCAUCUUCCCAGGGCGAACCGGAGAGGAUGCAGGCAUACCGGCAGCCCUCAAGCAGUUUCUCUGUGCCUGGCUCUUCAGGAGCAGCCUAUAGCCGGUUCAAGCCCUCUCCAGAAAGCUCUAUUCACAGAUACGCAGGCCCCCAGCGGUCCUUGAUGCCGUUUGAGUCACUCUACGCCCACGAGGUGACCUCCAAUGGAGGGGACUCCUCCUCAUCUGGACUAGCCAGCCAGGAGAGCACCAUGGAGAAGCCCAAGCCUGAACCUCUUUGGCAUGUUCCAGUUCAGCCCAGGAUAUCUGCAGCUUCUGGAAGCAAGCGGACAAGCCGACAUGAGAUGGCAGGCAAGGAUUCUCCCAACCGGCAUGCCAAGGGUGAAGGGCAAUAUUCAAGCAGCCACUCCAGCAGCAACACUCUUUCCAGCAAUGCCUCCAGUAGCCACAGCGAUGAGCGCUGGUUUGACACGCCAGAUCCCGUCGAAGCUGAUCCAGACCCCCUGGCGAAAGGGGGCUCCAGCGACAGCGGCAUUGAUGCCACCAGUGCCAAGUCUUCACGGAGGGACAAGCUACCCAAGUCCUCACCCCCCUUUGGAUCCACUCACAAUGAGGCUGGUGGAAAGAGGAAGGAACCCUCCGGUGGACAGGGCUGGGGCUACCGGACCAAGGGCUUCGCCAUGGGGUCUGGCAUGCCUGCCCGAGGGGCCAGCAGCAGCAUUAAUGACCACCUCAAGCAGUCUAGCCACAAUAACAGCAACUCCAGGGCAACUUACCCUGCUCACAUAUACAAAAACUCCAUGGCGGAGGCAUCCCGGGCCCCACACAUGUCACAGUCCAGCUCCUUCCAGCUCUCGGCCUCGGUCCCCAAGUCCUUCUUCUCCAAGCAGAGCAGCAGAAACAAACACCUUCCAGCUGGGUGGAAGAAAAACAACGAAGAUACCCCCGCCAGACCGGUCACCUUCACCGACCCAAAGAAGCAAGUGGACCUGAGCACCAAGAACGUCUUUGGGCAGCCCCGGCUACGAGCCUCCCUGCGUGACCUUCGCUCCCCCCGCAAGACCUACAAAUCCUCCAUUGAGGAUGACCUGAAGAAGCUGAUCAUCAUGGACAGCAGUGUUGUUGAGCAGGAGAGAGAUUUGUCCCCACAGAAGACGCUCCAGAGAACCCUCUCAGAUGAGAGCUUAUGCAGUGGACGCCGAGAUGCCACCUACGCCAGCGCCUACUGCUUUGAGCAGCCCCUUGCCAGCGAUGUCCUCUUCACCAGCACCUACCCCUCCAGCACCCUCCCUGUGCGGAAGCAGCAGCAACAGCAGCAGCAACACCAGUCACCCAGCAAUGGGAACCUCUCUGAGAAGAAGUCAAACAUCUCAGCCUCAGAGCUCUCCCUGAGUGAUGCACGGGACAAAUCUCUGCGACGCAUCGAUCCUGGACUGAUGCCGUUACCGGACACAGCCACCGGCCUGGAGUGGUCAAGCUUGGUCAGUGCUGCAAAAGCCUACGAAGUCCAGAGAGCGGUGUCCCUCUUCUCCCUCAAUGACGCUGUGCUGAGCCCCGACGUCCCCUCCGCCCACAGCCCCGUCCUCGCGCACUUGAGUCUGGAGAGGCAACCCACGCCACGCACAACACCCACCAUGAGUGAGGAACCUUCAGCAGAACUGACUGGCAAAGUCUACCAGCUCGAGGCCAUGCUGAAACAGCUCCACACUGACUUGCAAAAGGAAAAACAGGACAAGGUGGUGCUCCAGGCGGAAGUGGCCAACCUCCGGCAGAACAACCAGCGCCUACAAGAGGAGUCGCAGACGGCCAACGAGCAGCUACGCAAGUUUGCCGAGAUCUUCUCCAAUGCCGUGGAGAAGAAGGAGCUGUGAGCCGGCCCCUUGGGUGGGGUAGGGUGGGCCGCUGCAUCUGGUUUAGGAAAGGACCGCAGUGGCUGAUGAGUGUGGACUCUUCCCCGGAGCCAAACGCAUCGCUUGCUCUUCCAAAAGAGGCUUUCCUUCCCAUACGGCGUGUGGCCUCUCCUUAGACAGCUCCUUUCCUGCUCUCUCUUGCACGGAGAGUUUUAUGCCACUCUCUAGUGGAUAUUGAGGUUGGAGGGGGAGCAAAACUGGUGUUCAGAGUCAAGCACACCUUGCCAUCGAUGCCUGAACAGUGUUGAGGACAUCCAGGUUUCAGGCUGGCUUCUAAAUGACACUCAAUGUGGCAGCACCGCCGGAAGCAGCGGCACGGACCCAGCCAGCCCGUUUUUGCCACGCUUAUCCUUGCAAGUGACCGCCAGGGGGCGCCUUGGCGUUCCGGCAGACCGGAUGGAUCAAUCGGAGCAAAGCGCCAGAGCGCAGCAGCCGAGAGUCUAAAAGAGCACUUUCUCACGACUAAAUUAUUUUCUAGAGAAUGCAAGGUUGGGAGUGGCUCAGGAAGUUAAAAAUAAUAAUAAUAAUAAAAGUCUAAAUGUAUAUGUUCUUUAUAAAACACUAUAUUUGUAUAAAUGGUACUGUUUGUAAUUUUUUUUUUCUAAGAGAUUUCUGUGCAUGCACCUGAAUUCAGCACACCGGAUUUGUCCCCAGCUGCAGCAGAGAUGCAAAACCCAGGCUUUGGGGAGGAGAGGCAAGGGCCCUCCUCGAGCUCCCUUGGCGCCAGCAGAUAGACGAGGCCAUAGACCUUGCUGGGUUCUGCCUUGCCCUACGGGUUUGCCCCAGGAGAUCCCACUUGCUUGUUCGUUGGCCUUCAAACUUGCUGCUUUUGGGGAAACGGGCAACAUCAUUCUCUUUGUAGAGAAUGGGGAGGGCAUCUCUUUCACCUGGUCUCCAAGAGCGCCCUUCCCGUCAUUCAUGUUUUAUGUGAGCUCUCCCGCUGCACUUCCCUCUUGCAUUCAAGCCAUGCAUUGUUGAAGGCUUUCAUGGCCGGAAUCACUGGGUCGUUGUGAGCUUUCUGGGCUGUAUGGCCAUAUUCCCGAAGCAUUCUCUCCUGACGUUUCGCCUGCAUCUAUGGCAGGCAUCCUCAGAGGUUGUGAGGUCUGUUGGAAACUAGGCAAAGUGAGGUUUAUAUGUCUUAGGAAUGUCCAGGGCGAACUCUAGUCUGAGGCAAGUAUGAAUACCGUAAUUGAUCACUUUGAUUAGCCUUGCAGCUUCAAGGCUUGGCUGCUUCCUGCCUUGGAGAAUCCUUUGUUGGGAUGUGUUAGCUGGCCAAUGAUUUCUUGUCUGGAAUCCCCCUGUAUUUGAGUGUUCCUCUUUCUUUACUUUACUGAUUUUAGAGUUUUUUUAAAUAAUGGUAGUCAGAUUUUGUUCAUUUUCAUGGUUUCCUCCUUUCUGCUGAAAUUGUCCACAGUAUUGGAAACAAGGAAAAUGGGUUUAUUUAUCUGUGGAAUGUCCAUGGUGGGAGAAAGAACUCUUGUCUGUUUGCGUUAGGUGUGGAUGUUUCAAUUGGCCACCUUGAUUAGCAUGGAAUGGCCCAGCAGUUUCAUGAUCUGGCUUCUUACUGCCUGGGGGAAUCCUUUGUUGGGAGGUUAUUAUCUUGCCCUGAUUUUUUCCUGUCUGGAAUUCCCGUUUUUGAGUCUUCCUCUUUAUUUACUGUAUUUUUUUCCUGGACACAUAUUUCAAUUGGCCACCUUGAUUAGCAUUGAAUGGCCUAGCAGUUUCAAGGUCUGGCUUCUUACUGCCUGGGGGAAUCCUUUGUUGGGAGGUGAUUAUCUGGCCCUGAUUUUUUUCUAUCUGGAAUUCCCCUAUUUUUGAGUGUUCCUCUCUAUUUACUGUAUUUUUUCCUGGGCACAUGUUUCAAUUGGCCACCUUGAUUAGCAUUGAAUGGCCCAGCAGUUUCAAGGUCUGGCUUCUUACUGCCUGGGGGAAUCCUUUGUUGGGAGGUGAUUAGCUGUCCCCUAUUGUUUCUUGUCUGGAGUGGUUUUUGAGUGGUUAAUUGAAACAUAAGCAACAGAGAUGGGAAACGUAGGAAGGCCAGGAAACUGGGAAUUUCAGCUUAGCUCACAGCUCCCUUCAUUCCAUGUUUAAUCCAGACUUGACGUUGAAAAACCAGCGAUUGUUUCUUGUCUGGAAUUCUCCUGUUUUUGAGUGUUCCUCUUUAUUUACUCUAUUUUUUCCCAUCCUGGACAUUCCACAGUUAUAUAAACCCCAUUUUCCUAGUUUCCAACAAACCACUAACAUCUGAGGAUGCUUCCAUAGAUACAGGCGAAACGUCAGAAGAGAAUGCCUCUGGAACAUGGCAACCUCAAAACAAUGCAUUCAAGCCAUGUUUUUCCAUCUCUGCUGGGCAGGGACAGAUACGCCACCCACCAGGGCAUGCCAAGGGCACUCGUAUGUCCACGCGCAGCCCUUCUGCAAUAAGGCAGCGGCUGCUCCUUCCGGUCUGGUAUGUAGUGAAUUUGUGGUUUCUGUUUGUUUGGGUUUGUUUCCUGUCGUGUGUUAAAGCAUGUUGUUGUUUGUAACUGGCAACACGGUCCUGCUUGGGGACGGGAGGAGUGUGUGCGGCGUAUUUAGGGUGUCCUGAGCAACAAAGGCAGCUUUUGUUCCAUUCCAGAUGCCAAGUCCCUUCUGUUUUCCAGCUCAGGUGCCCUGAAAUGCUGUAGACCGAUAGAGGAGGAAGCAGCAGAGAUGGGAAAUGUAGGAAGGCUAGGAAACUAGGAGUUUCAGCUUAGCUCACAGCUCCCCGUCGUUCCAUGUUUAAUCCAGACUUGACGUUGAAAAACCAGCGUCUGAACUAUGCAAAAA
Messenger RNA from Anolis sagrei ordinatus, 8420 nucleotides. The record is from RefSeq and is a predicted model, not a curated record. Lineage: Eukaryota; Metazoa; Chordata; Lepidosauria; Squamata; Anolidae.